CCAGGGUUUCUUCUUGGUUUCAUGAAUCUUCCAUUCUUUUGUGCAUAGUCACCUAGUUUCAAAAAGAGGAGAAAGCUUUUUCAAUUCUGCCUUGCCAAUAAAUUGGUGAACUUAUUGUUCAGAAAUGUAUAUUUAAACCUUCUCAGGCUAAAAAUAGCACUGAUCCCCUUUUCUUGCAUCACCUGGGUAAAUACUCCAUUGAAAAUAAUCUUACACUAUAUAUUGUCAAUGACCUUAUUCCUGUUCCUCUUCCUUCCAAUUCCUACUGUUCCUCCUCUCCUCAUCCAGCGGCCUUCAUUUUCUCACCCCAUUUGAAAGGACUGGACAAUUUUCAGUCUGUUCAUUGAAGGAAUGCUUGUAAGGUGUCAUUAAGAGUUACAGGCUCUGCAUUUUGAAUGUGUAAAGGUACCUGGCUCUUCUGCAGAAUUAAGACUCUAGAUUGUAAUUAGGAUCUGUAAUUUAGCUAUGCCCUGCUCUGUUCAUUUUUCUGCUUCACUAAAUCCAAGAAGUUUCCUACUUCCCACACAAUAUAAAGAUGCUUGGACCCCUAAAUCAGGGUUUGGAUGCUGUUCAGGGAAUUGGUACCUGAAGUCCUUUAUGCAUCUAUCCUUAAUUUCCUGUGCCUCUACAGCUCAUAAGGGUCAGUGGCUCUGUCCUUGAUCAGUGCUUUUGUGCAUUCUAGAAAUCUACCUGCCUGUACCAAUCACUUCAUUAUAUACUAGUUAUGAAUAACACAGUUGAUUACUUAGAAUUUGAAAUUCAGACUCAUGCUAGAGGUCAUAUUACAAAUUCCUCUUCAGCCCCCUAUGAUUAUCAUAAUAGUCAUUCUGUUACCUUUCAGCACUCGAGAAGUGAUAGAUGUGAAUUUUGUUACUGCAGCAUCUGGUUGAGAGUAUGUGCAAGUGUCACACAAGGUUCUUGGUGUAAAUGGAAGGAGCUCAAAACAUAAAGUCACUUUAAGUCUGCUGGAAUGAAUUCACUGUCCACAGUGUUUGCAAUUGCUUAUUCAGUAUUGCUGGUGAAAUUUACUGUAAUUUUUAUUUAUGUUAUCUUUUAAUUAAAACAUUGACAUAUGGCUGACCUUUGCUCUGCAUCUUGAAGUAUUAUAUUAGGUUCCAUCUUAGCAUUUUUGCCUUUAUUGAAAAGCUCUGUUUAUAGCUUCUUAUCUGUGGAAAAAGUACUUUGUAAUUCUUCUUCAAAACCAGUCCAUGAUAGUUCCUUUUUCCUGAAGUUACAUAUUAUUUCUGCAUUUUUCUUCACUCUGACCAGCCUUGAUGAGUCUCCUUAUCUGCCAGUUUCCCACGAUCCUGGUGGCAGGUGAGCUGUCAGACCAUUAAGUGUCCUGAAAGGGAAUCCAGACUGUCUGGAAUGCUGCAAAUGAAAUAGAUAAUUUUUGGCAGAAGCCUACAUAAUUGAUUUGUAAUGAUUUUUUUCUAUCUUAAAGUAGUCUGAUGGAAGUUGUAGAAGUAACAGUAAAACCUCAGGACUCUACAAGUGAACACUGGUAAAGUUGCACAAAAUUUUACAGUAGCAAUAGGAAGAAGGCAUUAAUUAGAAGAUGGUUUGCAAAUUGUGGAAGAUAAUUCUGCCACCAUAAUGCAAAUACAUAAAUGAAGAAAUCUGGUUCCAGGCUUUGAACUGAGAGCUACCUUCACUCACUGCCCUCAGUAACAGCUGUGAAAUCAGAAACAAAGCUAAAGAAUGACGCCAGCAAUAGUGAAUAAUAAAUCUUUUACUGAAACAAGUUUAAAAAAUAUUGUUUCAGACAUAAUCUCCUUAGGGAUUUAAAAGAGGUGCGUAGCAAUGUACGUAGUUAGUGGUCCUGUUUUAUGGCAAGUAUCUGAGACAUGACUAGUUAUGAGUCACAGGGGACCCAUACCCGUUGUUUUUUUCUCUGGCUUUAAUGCCUCUGGCUAAUUCCUACUGAAGGAUGCACUUAAUUUAGGAAGGUCUUGUUCCAAAAUAUUGCCUAACAGUAAAUAUAGUAAUUUGAUGUGUUGCAGUCUUACAUUUUAAGGCUAUAAAGCUGAAUUUGUUUUUAUAUAAAUUUUAAUCUUACUAAAGUAACACCCCCUUCCUUUAAAUAGUUAAUUUACUCUUUGAGAGAUGAACAUAGUUUCAUGGAAAGUGAAAGGCAUACACAUGUACACAACACAUAAAUAUGUGUGAUUCCACUUUGGGGAUAUAAACAGGGCUAGCAGGACAGAAUGUUGCCACAUGUUCAUUAUAAUGUUAAUUUGAAAAGUUAAGGGUGGUUUGUAGUUCAUCUUGACUGGAAAUUAAUGAGAUUUUGGAUUGUCCUGACAUUUUCUAAUAGUCUUUUGGCUUCAUUAAAAGCUCUACUUCCUGCCCAAAAGUGAUUUUGUCCAAAUCAAAGCUUAACUCUUUCUGAGGAGUGAAGUUAUUGACACUAUUCUUCAUUUUGUGUUCUUCUUGUGUGGUGACAAUGUCAGCUGCCUACAUUGCAUGAUUGGAUUUAUGCUGUCUAUAAUAGUGUCUGCAACGUAUUUUUCUCUGGUUUUUGUUGGCACAUUGCCUUUAGUUUUUGCAUCUGAGGCUGUUUUAGUUUCACAGAGCCAGUCUAGUAACUUUCUAACUAUAUAGGAGUGAGCCAUUAAGCCUGGUCCAAAGAACCUUGUAUAAUAUACCUUAAUAUAACUAUUGAAUUAAUGAUGGGGUUUUUUUAAGAAUCCAGAACUGUAGGAAAUCGUACCAGUGCAGAAGCAAUAAGACAUACAUAUUGUGUUCUGGAAAUAAGCAAUAUUAUAAUACUGAAAAAUAUACUACCUUGCUGUAAAUGCACUUGUGCUACAGGCUAAGUCCUUGAACAGUAUUCAUUUGUAACUUUGGCUAAUCUCGUUUAUGAAAGAAUCCAUUUACGAGCCAUUGCACUACUUCCAGAAGGAUUUCUCAUAACAUUACCUGCUACUCGUGCUUAUUUGCAUUACUUAAUACAUCUCCUCAAGUGUAUUCUCUAUCACUAGGGCAAUUUCAAUGCAAUGCUAUGUUAACUCUUUUUAUCUACCCUAGAGCAUAUUACUAAGUAAGUGUUUUUUAUAAAAACAUAUUAAGAAGUAAAUGCUUCUACCAUCUUCCUUAUAACUGAAUCUUUUACUGCAUGCUCUAGUCCCUUCCACCCUCUAAGGCCCUUGGAAGCUGUUUUUACGUUUUAGUGUUUGAAAAGAGAUAAAAUCACAUAAGCACUAAGGAAAUAAUUUUUGAUUUGUCUAAAAUUCUGUAGAGAUGUGACAAAUCAUGUGAAAUUUUUCUUUUCUUAAUUGGUUGGUUUUCAUGACUUGACAAGUGCAAUAGUAAUAAUCUACUAGUCCUUCAGAUCUACAGAAUCUCACAGAGAAAAGAGGCAGACCUGGGUUUCCUACAUCAAAAGCAGACAGCAAUAUUUCUCACUUGAUCUUUACUUAAAUAGGAACUUUUUAGAACUUGUUUAUGCAUUCCAAAGUAAAAGUGUGCAAACCUAUUAUCUUCACAAGUUGUAUUUAAUAAGUAAUAGCUGUCAUGAGAUUAAACAGUUUCUGGGUUUUAGAAGCUUGUGGGGGGCUUUUAACUCUAAAAUACACAUAUUUCGGCUUCAGCAUAUAUUCCUUACCUGGCUUGGCAAAAAGAUUUGCAAUGCAGUGCAAUUCAUACAGUUUUUGGAAGACAAAGACUGUGAUGGGAGUUGACACACAACUCACAUGAAAUACAUAGAUCAAGGGAGGUGUUUAUUCCCCCCUACUCACCACAUAUGGAAUAUUGCCUCUGACUGUGAAGCCCCUGCACAGGAAAGGUGUUGAUGAGCUUGAGUGAGCUCAGCAUAGGGCUAUGAAGAUGUAACUUAGUGAGGAAGGCUGAGUGAGCUGGGCUUGUGCUCCUCACCAGGCUGGCACAGCAAUAAAGAGGUAAAAUAGGUGUUCUCGUAAGAUAGGGUAAAAACCAGAAAUAUAUGUAGUGGGGAAAUCUUAGGUCCCUUCCAAUGCUGGGAGCUCUGCUGUUGUGCAGCACUGGACAGACAUCUAGUGGAUCUUCCCCAACACGUUUCACAGAUACCGUCUGUGCAGGGGUUCCUCCUUCCUUCCACGAUGUGGAGCCUUUUAUUUUGUGGGGCAAACAAUCACGUUUUUUCUCCUGUCAGUCUGGGAUGCCAUCUGAGUCAUAACAUUCCCCAGCACCAGCACAGGCUUUAAGUACAAAGCUCAGCAGAGCAGACAUAUGUUGUUCAAGAUCACUAACUCCUUGAAUACAGUAUUUUCCACAGUGCUCCCAAUAUGGGUUGUUCAUCCUGGAGGAGAGAUGGCUUCAGAGGCCCUAAUGUUGCCCUCCUAUACCUAUGAGGAUGCUGGCAAGAGGUCUGAACCAGGCUUUUACUGAGGUUAUGGCAGAAGAAUGAGAGGACAUGUUCAGAAUCGGGGGAGGGUCUAGUGGCACAUAAGGAAAGCUCUUUCACAGUGAAAAUAAGCAUUUGCAAACAAUUACCCAGGGAGGCUUGGGGAUUCUAAGCUCUUGGAGGUUUUCAAGACCUGACUGGACAAACCCUUGAUAAAGUGGUCUGAAUUCAGUGUUGCCACUGUCUUGAGCAGCUGUGUGAAUCUGAAGUUCUGAGAAGAUGCCUAAUUUUGAGACUUAAUCUGUGAGCUGAAUCUCUUCCUUCUAGCUAACUGACAAACAUUAGAUGAGAGCCCACACUGAGAAGUUCAGCAGAAGUUAAUUAAAAUGUGCCUUCCCACACUACUGAAAGCAAAUAAUUUAGGAGUAGAAUUUAACUUGGACAGAUGCAGUUUGGAAUGAAGCAAAGCUGGGCAAUGGGAGAAGGACACUACUGGAGUGAAAGAACUGCUAAGACUACUUAAACAUUUUUAUCUGUUACCUUAAUUUUCUUUUCUCAGUGAGUUAUAUUCCCAGAGUGGAUCAAAUGUCAAUAUAACACUAUCCUGACUAUCUGCUAGCAUGCAUGAAAAAGAUUGAAAGGACACAAUUCCAAAAUUAUGAAGCCAUUAAUAUACACUGAACUGAUUAUAUACAAGAUAGAGUCUUACACCACUAGGACAAUUUGUACAAUCAGGUCCACCACCCUUUUUAUAAACAUGGCAAGGGCUACUUCUUUCUGAGUGUGCUUGCCCUUUAACCUGUAUCCAUAUGCUGAAUCUGACACCAGGACUGCUGCCCAGACACUGUGUGCUCUGUAUGUGCGUAGGCCUAGGAAGAGUUACAUGUUCCCGUGGAUCUUGUUGAAUGAUUCUAGGUGAUAAAACACCUUUGCCUGAAAUAUAUGUCUACUCAUACAUUAUGCAUUGUGAAAAAUUGUAUGAAUGUAUGCUUCUGGUAUAACAUUCUGGUUAGUCUUCCAAUAGUAUCUCAGAAUUGACUUGUGUUGCAUAUUCUGGUCUUCUUGCAUGUAAUUGCUUAAUUAUCUUUCAGAUCACGAAAUGUAAAUUUAUGUUUAUUUUCCAUGCCUGACCCUGGGCUUAAUUUUCUGUUCAUGUAUUCCUAUUUCAACCCACUUAGACCUAGCUCUGCAUAGAUGUACAUAUUUGGUCUGUAUCCUGCUAGAAGAAUAAAGAUCCCACCUGGCUUUUCAUUAUCUCAUGGAGUCUGGAUGGUCAAGGUAAAUGAUUUUGGAGUACAUGCCUGAAACUCGGUCUCCAUCAGAAGGCAGAACCUGAGAUCAGCUCACCUACUCCACAGCACAGUGUUUUCUGUCAGCAGAUUUGCCAGGGGUUCAUGACUUGUGACCAGUUCAAUUGCUCUUCCGCAAGUUUCUGGGUGAAGGGAGAAUGAGGGUUAAGACAAACCCAUUUGUUCCUUUAUGAUCUUGCUAUGCCUGUUUCCCACUAAAAGAGAGGGGUUCCAAACUGAGGGGGAAAACUAAGAGGAAACAACCUCAGGAAUCCAAGUUUACUACAAAUAGGCUUUAAUUUAGGAAAAAAAUUAUCAGGUAUAUUAGAUUAAGUGGUUGUGAUUCAUACUCUUUGCAACAGUCUUAGAAAAAAGCCGUUGUAGACUCAGGCAGCUGCAGCAGUGUUUAGCCAAGUACGGAUUACAGCUACUGAUAGCUGCUGUUGGUGGAAAAGUUUCCUGAGAUUGUUCAGCUUGUCUGUUAUCUGUUCUCAUAGUCUUACCCUUGCAUGAGCUGUUAACAUGCAUCCCACGGUGAGAUGUAAGGGGGAAAGAGGGAGAGAAAAGAGAUCAUAUUGUUUUUGUAAACUGUUCUAGUCUACCUCACCAUCCUGUUUAUGCAUUUUGCCCUUCACCUGUCUGUUGAUACAUGAAAACCUUUAGUGGCAAAGAGGUAGUAGUCUGUCUGUGAGCUUCCUGAGCUGGUCUUAUAAUGUAGUCAUGAUCACAGUGAUCUAUCAGUUUAGGUGCAGUAUUAUAUACUCUUUAUGAGCAUGGAUAUUACAUUCAACCUUACUGGUUUCCUCUUCAGAAAGACUUCAAAUUACUAGUGUCCUGACUGUAACCAGAAAGAUAUGAGUGCCCUAGCUUCAAAUAAGAUUGCAUACAAAUAUCUGUUUUCAUAUUAAAUGAAUUCAUUUUAUUAAAUCUCUCUUUUGUGAUUAAGAGGGCAAGGCUGAGGGAGAAAAAAAUGAAAUGAAUUCAAAAUUGCUAUUCUUAUCUGUGACUAACAAUAUGCAAGUCAUACUGGAAGGUUGAAGAACAAUGAAUUUCCUGUGGUCAUGAUAUAAGUUGCGCCACAAAAAGAAAAAGGUUUAGGUACUGAGAAAUGACCUCCCAGCUUUUAGCACUAUAGUAGAAUAAAGACGUUUGGAAAUUGUUUCAUCAUAGAGACCUUUUCCUUAGUUGGAUUUCCCACUGAAUUUCCACUUAUUUUUCUGUUAAUUCUCAGUAGACUCAGAGUCCCAAUAAAAGUAAUUUAUUUCAUGUGUUAUUUUUCAUUUUUCCGAGAAAAAACCUUUAAGUCUUGACCCCAUCUUGAAAUAAAAGGAUUAUUUUUAGGGCAGUUCGAAUAGUUUUCUUUUCAUUUUAGAAUCAGGUGACUCCAAAAAGAGAAGGAAAAAAAAGGGGCUAUGGAAAAAGGCAUUUAUUUGUCUGUGUUGCCUUUAGGGUGUGGUUGUGCCCCAGGAGCCUGGAGAGUUGCCGUUACGAUGCGCCUGAGCUCAGGGACCCAACUUUUUUCUACUUAUAAGCAUUCCUCCCAGUUCAGCUGAAGAAUGCUCCUCUGGUUUGCGUAGAAAAAUUCUUGCAAGAGGUCUCCUGAGUAAGGUCAUUUGAGGAUGACUUUGGCCACAGCUGUUUACAAGUUAGGGUUUUGACCGAAGUGAGUAAUUGAAUCAUGUUGAGCCUCUGAAGUUUGCCUUUUAUUUAUAUAUUUCCCCCAAUUGUGUGGCUCGGUCUGCCAUUGGCUGCGGUCCCUGCAGCCUACCCGAGGGCUCUGCAAUUACAUAAGGCUCUGUCUGCUGGGAGCCUAUAUAAAGCCUUUGUGCACGCCAGCAAGACAGAAUUUCAUCAAGAUUCAGGUCCCAGUGCUUUAGUUUGCACAAGCAGGAGGAGUUUUGCUUGAAGAUGCACUGAAACUCGAACGCCAGCCUGGUUUGUUUGCCAGCAGGUGCUUCACAGCUGUCAACCUGAGUCGUAAGUGGCAGCUACUGUAAGUAGCUUCUGUGCACUAUGAAGAAUUUUUCAUUUCCUAUGCAGGAUAACACAUAUCAGACCGAGAGUCCUUCUCACAGAUUCCCGAGUCCGACAAAUCAGUCAGAUCCUGUUGGAAGACCAGAAAGAGAUGAACAAUUAGCUCAAGUAGAGAUUGCUGUACUGGGGAUCAUAUUUCUGACAGCAUCUGUGGGCAAUUUUAUUCUCAUACUGGUGCUGUGGCGAAGAAGAAAGAAGCUCUCUAGGAUGUAUGUGUUCAUGCUUCACCUCAGCAUUGCUGAUUUAGUGGUAGCCUUUUUUCAAGUUCUGCCUCAACUCAUAUGGGAUAUUACAGAUGUUUUCAUAGGCCCAGAUUUCUUGUGCAGAAUUAUCAAGUACCUACAAUUGCUGGGCAUGUUUGCCUCUACUUAUAUGAUAGUGGUCAUGACAGUGGACAGAUAUCAAGCAGUUUGCUACCCUAUGGUCACAUUCCAAAAGAAGAGAGCUCUCUGGAACAUCCCUAUUUUCACCAGCUGGUUUAUAGCACUGAUUCUUAGCCUACCACAGGUAUUUAUCUUUUCUAAGACUGAAAUAUCUCCAGGUAUCUUUGAAUGUUGGGGUGAAUUUAUUCAACCAUGGGGCCCAAGGGCAUAUGUGACUUGGAUUUUUGUAGUUAUAUUCUUCAUUCCCUCAGCCAUUCUUAUCACAUGCCAGGUUAAGAUUUGCAAAAUAAUCAGAAGAAAUAUAUGUGUGAAAAAACAGAAUGAAUGUGAAGCAACAAAUCAGAAGCAAGUCCUGCCAUCCCGAGCGAGCAGUGUGAACUGUAUUUCAAAGGCUAUGAUCAAGACAGUAAAAAUGACAGUGGUGACAGUUGUUGCAUAUGUGCUCUGUUGGUCACCUUUCUUCAUUGCACAGCUGUGGUCUGUGUGGUUCCCCAGUGUCAUGACUGAAGGUUCAGCAUUCACCAUUAUCAUGCUCCUUGGCAAUUUAAAUAGUUGCACCAACCCAUGGAUUUACAUGUAUUUCUGUGGCCACAUUCCAUAUUGCACAAAUAAGCAAGUGGAGAAUACCUCAGCUCAAGAGGAAUCGACCAAAUACGGCUGUCCAGCUGGCAAGAGGAAUGGAUUUCGGGCAAGUAGGAAGAGAAGGAGGUGGAUGAAGGCAGUACCAGAGCCAGACAGGAAUGGGAAGAGUCUAUGAAGUCUCUUAUAAAAAUUGCAAUUGAUACUUUUUCUUGUGUUUUCCCCCUCUCUUUAAUUAAUAGUUAUUAAUUCUACCCCACAACAAAUUCCUUGUUGGAGCAAUUCUCUAACUCAAGUUGCAGUGUUGUUAUCUGGGGUAAGAGCAUCCAAGUUAUAAUCCAUACUACUGAUAGGGUAUUUGUAAUAUUCAGCCAUUCACUUUCAAUCUUUCAAGACUUUCUAAGACUUUCAAUCAAUUAGCUCUCAGUUAGGUUUUCCCUUGUGACUGAAUAUGAUGGUAAAUGGUGGGAUUUUUAGUUUUUCUACUUCUGUUGAUUGCAAUUAGUUACCUAGUAUAACAUGCAGUGUUGAAAGGUGGUGUAAACAGAAAUGUUGCAAGGAAUUACCUGUCACUGUACAACUGUAUUUGCAGCAAAAGGCAUUCAUUUGCAAGAAAAAGAGGCAAUGUGCGAAGAGUCAUCCAGAUCCAGAACUGACAGAAGUCACAAUUCUGCUCAGACACUGCAGUGAAGCUGUGCCAUUUGACAUCACCUGCUCUGGCCUCCAAUUAAAGUUAAAAAGUGUAACUUCUACUUAUAUUUCUGCAUUGCUCAUAUAUUUGUUACUGGCUUUAUAAAUAAUUUGGUAGAGCUGGUAGCUUAAAUAACAGUAGCUUCAUCUGUUCUUUAAAAGUCUGAGAGCAAUAUUAACUGACCAUAUUUCAGAUAUUUUGAUCAUGUGUUGAAUGAAAUGUCAAAACUUCUAAAAUUCAGUAAUGGUUGUUUAUUGUUUGCAAUGUUCAAACCAAUUACAUUUUUGUCUUGUAA
Messenger RNA from Pseudopipra pipra, 9595 nucleotides. RefSeq names its product arg8-vasotocin receptor-like. Gene Ontology annotation, molecular function: vasopressin receptor activity; peptide binding. The transcript has 3 exons. NCBI's taxonomy places the organism in Eukaryota, Metazoa, Chordata, Aves, Passeriformes, Pipridae. The coding region runs from base 7627 to 8787 and encodes 386 amino acids. Gene Ontology annotation, cellular component: plasma membrane. The record is from RefSeq and is a predicted model, not a curated record. Gene Ontology annotation, biological process: positive regulation of vasoconstriction; cellular response to hormone stimulus; G protein-coupled receptor signaling pathway.